AUGGAAGCUGAUGCUGUAAUGGAAGGAUUUAAACGGAGUGUGGAAAUGCACGGAUUAAAAUAUGAUAAAAUUAUAGGCGAUGGAGAUUCUAGUGUAACAAAACGUUUAAAGGGAAGUAUGCCAUAUGGACCCAAGUUCAUAAUUGAAAAAAUAGAAUGUCGUCAUCGGCGGAGUACCGCUGAUAAGGACCGCGCGCAAUCGUAUCGCGCCCGUCGCCGUCGUCAUCAUUUAUUACGAAAUUACGGAACAAAAUUAAUGGCUGUUAUAAAAAAUAUCAAAUAUCCUAUAAUCUUGAGAAAACACAUAAAAAAAAAUUUGAAGCGUUUUAGAUUUGCGAUUGUAAAAUCAAUUGAUUACAGAAAUAAAUUGCAAAAUCAAUCCACAAGUCAAAAGAUAAAUGGAUUACCUAAAGAUAUCAACAACAGUUUUCAACACAUUUUGGGUGAACAUAGUCAAUGCGAAUUAUAUUUUUGUAAAGGUGCGAAAGAAAAUGAAAAAAAUUUAUUGAAUGAAGCACAACAAUCUGGCAUGGUUCAAGAAAUUGUACAAAUCAUCGGACGAUUAACAACUAAUGCUAAUAGUCUUUUGAUGAACGUAGACAAUAAUGUAUGCGAGCAGUUCAACAGCAUUAUAAACAAACAUUUAGCUGGAAAACGUAUCAACUUUUCUCAGCGUCAUUCAUGCAAUACACGAGUGGAAGCUGCUGUUAUAUCACAUAAUACUGCUGGACAACUGUUGAGAUGUUUACAUAAAAAUGCUGUGAAUGAUAUAAGUCCAGGAUGUGUUGGGAAAAAUUUUUUGAAAGCCAAAUUAAAAAAAAAAGCUCUUUCUAAAAAUAGAAGAACACUUUUUCCUAUAAAAAAAGGAAUAGGAAAAAAAUUAACCUUUGGUCCAGACGAGCAUUAUGGUUUAGCUGAACCUCUCGUCGACGAAUUUACAGAAAAUGAUAUAGAAUCAAAAAAACUGACAUUUUUAAGUUCCCUUGUUCUUGAUGAAAAUGGUAGAAUAAUAUUAGAGGAAGAAACAAGAGAACAACACAAUUCUUCUCGGUGGCACGCUGAAAGAAGAAACCGUCUCACAGCAUCAAAUUUUGGUAACAUAUGCAAACGAAGACCACAGACAUCAUGUAAAAAACUUGUUUAUAAUUUACUAUACCAUCAAUUUUCUACUAAAGCCACGGACUAUGGAAAAUCUAUGGAACCUCAAGCAAUUAAAAAAUUUGAAGAAAUUAGUGGUAAAAAAAUAAUGUCUUGUGGUCUUUUUAUUGAUGAAAAUACGUCUUAUUUUGCCGCCACGCCUGAUGGAUUAAUAAUUGAAGAUGACUCAUUAAUUGAGAUAAAAUGUCCCUAUUCUGCCAAAGAUUAUUGUAGUUGUAUUGAUGCUGUGAAGGAUAAAAAGUUGCCGUUUUUAAAAUACGACAAAUACACUGAAAACAUAAAAUUAAAAUCUGAUAAUAAUUAUUAUUAUCAGAUUCAGGGUCAGAUGCACAUUUGUAAAAAAAAGUCAUGUCACUUUUUCGUUUUUUCUGACAAAUGGACUUAUCAUGAAAUCGUGAUGUAUGAUCAUGAUUUUUGGUUACAAAUGGAAAAAAAAUUAGAUCUUUUUGAUCAAGAAUGUUUAUUGCCAGAGAUAAUUAAUCCACAGUACAGUAGACGAAUGUUUCUAUCGGAUAUUAAAGAUCCACCACAUAUAAUAACUGCGAAAAAGAAAUAA
Macrosiphum euphorbiae (potato aphid) is the source of this 1713-nucleotide messenger RNA. NCBI's taxonomy places the organism in Eukaryota, Metazoa, Arthropoda, Insecta, Hemiptera, Aphididae. The record is from the annotation of a GenBank genome assembly.